Molecule: messenger RNA, 978 nt
Organism: Zasmidium cellare ATCC 36951
Lineage: Eukaryota; Fungi; Ascomycota; Dothideomycetes; Mycosphaerellales; Mycosphaerellaceae
Exons: 3
Coding region: 1-978 (325 amino acids)
Source: RefSeq, a predicted model, not a curated record
AUGAAACCCAUGCCCUUCCUGAAAAGCGCCGACUUAACACAUCAAGAAGGCGUACGCAGAGUCGAGACAUGGAGAAGUCGUGGUCGAGUAUCACCGUACUUCCGCAACAAUUUUAUACAGAUACGGGCAAGACAGCACACACGAGCAGAAGAUGUUCGCGGACUAGACCGCGAUAGAAUGGUCUUCUGGUGCAUCGCUUAUCCGUACCAAUGGUGGCGCCCUAGAAACCAAAUGUCUGGAGAUGUGUUUAGUGCACUGUUAUGCAAAGCGAGGGCUUACGAACAUGUGGCUUGGCCUGCGUACGUCGCAGGAAGUAUAAUGGAUCUUCUCACGGAGUUCAAGGAUGCGACAGAUGUGUUUGAAUUUCAAGACCUCAGACAUCAGCAGCAGAGGUUGGACGAGAACUCCAACCGGCGGUCCUGCACGGACACAGUGGACACGAGUUCGGACGCACACCCUCUAGUUGAUCAUCGUCCGCAGCAGGUAUACGAAGUCAGCCCAUGGCAGUUUGCGAAGUUUCUUCAGUGGACAAAUGAAAACGAACCACUCCACAUUGUCGUCGAGUACGGAGAGCCCACAGCACCGCCAUAUAUUGUACUAAGAGGAGGACGGAUCAGCCUAUCGUACUCCUUAAGUGCGGUGCUUCUAGAAUACGUGAUUCUGGCAAUCGCGACUGCACAUGGUCUGAUUUCACAAUUCGAUGCAAAACGCCAGACAUGCUCCUUGCAAACCGGUCACAUGGCUGGGUCCGGUAUUGCUGCGGCUAUGGGCAUCGUCAUCCUCGCUGUCGGGGUGAUCGUUGCUACUGACUUCGCUGGCUUCCUCGCUGCUGCUGUCGUCGACCUGCUGGCUUGCAAAAACAACCAUGUGGUCGAACCUCCACUUAUGGGGCUGCUGCGUGCACACGGAAAAUCUCACCAUGUACCGCCACGGGCUACACUGCUUCUGUACGCUGUCGUGAUCACGGUACGUCUCUAA